AUGGCAACAGCAACUGACAAAAAUCUUUGUACGAUAUGCAAUAAAGAAAGACGUACUGUUAAGUGUGAAGGUUGUUCACAAAAUUUUUGCUACAAUCAUUUGGAAAAUCAUCGCCAAGAAUUAAGUAAACAAUUAGAUGAUGUUGAAGUUGCUCACGAUCUAUUUCGACAAACUCUUACUGAAAAAAUAUCUCAGCCACAAAAGCAUCCAUUGAUAGAACAAAUUAAUAAAUGGGAAUAUGAGUCAAUCAACAAAAUUCGACAAACAGCAGAAGAAGCUAGACAAUUCUUAUUUAAACAUACUACUAGACAUAUUACUCAAAUAGAAGAUGGACUAAAUAAGUUAACUGAUCAACUACGUCAAUGUCGUCAAGACAAUGACUUUGUUGAAAUAGAUGUAUACAAAUGGGAAGAACAACUGGCUCGACUACAGGAAGAACUUAGCAGACCUGCAAAUAUCAGAGUUCGACAAGAUUCUACACCGUUUAUAACAAAGAUUGAUAUCGAUGUAUCUGACAAAGACUUUAUUUUCAAUGCAAGAUGGAUACAUGAUGGUAUAACUGUAGCUGGAGGCAAUGGACAAGGCAACACACUAAAUCAAUUGUAUUGUCCAUGGAGUGUGUUUGUUGACGAUGAUCAAACUAUCUAUAUUGCAGAUUGUUAUAAUCAUCGUAUUUUGGAAUGGAAAUGUAGUGCAACCUACGGUCAAGUAGUUGCUGGUGGAAAUGGAGAAGGAAACCGACCUGAUCAAUUGAAUGGACCAACAGAUGUGAUUGUCGACAAAGAGAGUGAUUGUCUUAUCAUCUGCGAUCGCAGAAACAGACAAGUGGUGCAAUGGCCUCGUCGAAAUGGUACAAAUGGACAAACCAUUAUCUCAGAUAUUGAUUGUUGGAGCUUGGCAAUGGAUAACAAUGGAUAUCUUUAUGUUUCUGACACUGAUCAUCAUGAAGUGAGACGAUGGAAAAUGGGAGAUACUAGUGGAACAGUAGUUGCAGGAGGUAAUGGAAAAGGUAAUCAUCUUAAUCAGUUCGAUUGUCCUACUUACAUCUUCGUCGAUGAGAAUCGUUCAGUGUAUGUGUCAGAUCAAAACAAUCAUCGUGUGAUGAAGUGGAUGGAAGGUACAAAAGAAGGCAUUGUCGUCGCUGGUAGUCAACAUCAAGGAAAUGAUCUUACACAACUGUCAUGUCCUUCUGGAGUAACUGUCGAUCAAUUGGGCACUGUUUAUGUGGUAGAUAGUUGGAAUCAUCGAGUAAUGUGUUGGUCGAAAGAAGCUACGCAGGGCAAUGUUGUUGUUGGUGGAAAUGAACAUGGAGAACAAGCAAAUCAGCUUAAUCAUCCUUUGGGUUUGUCAUUUGAUCAAAAGAGAAAUCUUUAUGUUACCGAUCAGAACAAUCAUCGAAUACAAAAAUUCAAUAUCGAUUCUAGUUCCCAUUCGUAA
Rotaria sordida is the source of this 1437-nucleotide messenger RNA. Lineage: Eukaryota; Metazoa; Rotifera; Eurotatoria; Philodinida; Philodinidae. The record is from the annotation of a GenBank genome assembly.